Molecule: messenger RNA, 1684 nt
Organism: Cottoperca gobio
Lineage: Eukaryota; Metazoa; Chordata; Actinopteri; Perciformes; Bovichtidae
Gene: dnajb4
Product: DnaJ heat shock protein family (Hsp40) member B4
Biological process (GO): negative regulation of transcription by RNA polymerase II
Cellular component (GO): cytosol
Molecular function (GO): protein-folding chaperone binding
Source: RefSeq, a predicted model, not a curated record
GGAUGCAGGGGAGGAGGGAGCUGAGGCUAUUUAAAGAGGGUCAUCCAGUCACGGAUAAAUAGCAGAAGGUCCUGGUCGCUGACGAACCGCCUCUAAAUGGUUUUCAUCCUGCACUGUGUCUCUGUCUACUUCUUGUGUAUUUGUCCAGACUGAAGCUGUGACAACCAUCCGUCGACCAUCUCUCCAUACAGGGCUAUUCUCCUAUUUUUUAAAAUUCUUUAUUAUAAGGGAAUACGUGAAAAAUGGGUAAAGAUUACUAUAAAACGCUGGGUAUCUCCAAAGGAGCCACAGACGAGGAUAUUAAAAAAGCUUACAGAAAACAAGCGUUGAAAUGGCACCCGGACAAAAACAAGUCUGCAGCAGCCGAGGAGAAAUUUAAGGAAAUCGCUGAGGCAUAUGAAGUCCUCAGUGAUCCGAAGAAAAGAGAAGUUUAUGAUCAGUAUGGAGAGGAAGGUCUCAAGGGAGGAAACGGGCCCACUGGUGAAGGACCAGGCAACACCUUCACCUACACCUUCCACGGGGACCCUCACGCCACCUUUGCCACUUUCUUCGGGGGUUCGAACCCCUUCGACAUGUUUUUCGGGCGUAAAGCCAAUGGCCGAGACGACGACGACAUGGAGGUGGACGGAAACGACCCCUUCGGCUCCUUCACCAACUUCAACAUGAAUGGAUUCCCUCGGGACGGGCACGUCGGCCCCGGAGGGCAGCAGCGCCGGAAGCAGGACCCGGCCAUCAUCCACGAACUGAGGGUCACCCUGGAGGAGGUCUUCCACGGCUGCACCAAGAGGAUGAAAAUCUCCCGCAAAAGGGUUAAUCAAGACGGCAGGACCAUGCGCAACGAGGAUAAGAUUCUCACUAUCGAGAUCAAGCGUGGCUGGAAAGAGGGAACCAAGAUCACGUUCCCGCGGGAAGGGGACGAGUCGUCCAAUACCAUUCCUGCGGACAUUGUUUUCGUCAUCAAGGACAAGCCCCACCCUCACUUUAGGCGGGAGGGCUCGAACAUUGUGUAUCCUGUGCGCGUGAGCUUACGACAGUCAUUGUGCGGAUGCUCGGUCACCGUGUCGACGAUAGACGGGAAUACGUGCAACAUGAAGAUCACGGACGUCAUCAAGCCUGGCAUGAGAAAGACUGUGGCCGGACAGGGUCUCCCCUUACCCAAAAACCCCGAGCAGAGAGGAGACCUGGUGGUGGAGCUUGACGUUAACUUUCCUGAGACGUUGCCCGGCAAUGCCAAGGACGUCCUGAAACGGCAUUUACCUGCUUAGGACGAAGGACACGGACUGAAGGAGGAGAGAAAACCACAUGAACACACACACACACACACACACACACACACACACACACACACACACACACACACACACAAGGACAGAUCUGAGAGUUAACAGAUGGACCCCCCCUAUGACGAAUGUGCAAUUUCUAUUUUUGAGUGAUGUGGUGUUUUUAUAAACGCCAUGCAUGCUGCAGAGUUGAUACAAGUGAAAGACUGUCUGGGUUGUUAUAUAUAUAUAUAUAUAUAUAUAUAUAUCUGAAAGAAACCCAUUUUAUGUAUGUGGCCACAAUCACUCUUAUCUUUUAGUUUGUUGGAAAUAUUUUGUAGUGAGUGAGUCAACAGUUGCCAAAAAAAAAAAGAAUCCUUUCGCUGGGAAAACAUUGCAGUGCCAAACCUUUCCUUCUGACAGGC